Messenger RNA from Eriocheir sinensis (Chinese mitten crab), 1998 nucleotides. RefSeq lists its product as uncharacterized. Lineage: Eukaryota; Metazoa; Arthropoda; Malacostraca; Decapoda; Varunidae. The record is from RefSeq and is a predicted model, not a curated record. Bases 88 to 813 code for a protein of 241 amino acids. The transcript is spliced from 5 exons.
UGGUCGGUCCCAGUCCGUUACUGGCGCAAACAAGUGUUCUAUAGUGGCGCCAUCUUGCUCAUAAAUAUCAGCACAUAAAGAUUAAAAAUGAGCAUUGAUAGAAGUUUGUGUAUUGACCUUAACAUCAACGCUUCACCCUGUUCCCCCGUCAGUAUGGUGAGGCUGGACAGGAGAGCCGUGGCCGUGCUGGUGGUGGCGGUGGGCGUGAUGAUGCUGGCGGCGGGGGUGGCGGCCGAGCUGACGGAGACGUGGUUCGAGUACCGCGCCCGCACCAAGAAGGAACUCAAGAGCAGAGCCAAAACCUCCCUCGACAAACACAUGGAGCUGGGGGAGCUGCACAGCCGACAGAAGCGUUCAAUCGCCUUUCCGACGGGCUCCACCUUCACCAUCACCCCGGUUCUCUGUAUCCCCGUCGUCUCUAUCGGGGACUUGACCGGGUUCCUCGACAUCGAGCUUCCCUUCACGAUCAAGCUCCCCAACGCCACGCAGGUCACCUACGGCCGCAUGGAUGACGACAGGCUGGGGAUUUACUCAGUCCUCAUCAGCACCCUCAACAGGUUUGGUGUGGACGGCAAGGCGUGUCUCCUGCGGUCCGUGUGCGAGGUGGCCGAGUCCCCCCUGCGGGAUGACGGGCUCCUGGGGGAGGUGCUCAAUAUUCUCCUCACGGCCUCGUACGGGGCAUCGUCCUCUAAUCAUCUGUACGACUACAUCGAUGCCGAGCGCUAUGGACGGGCGUACGGCGACUGCUGGGCGGCCUACCCUCAGUGCCCCAUGUCCCUCUUCAAGCUGUUUGACGCGUAUAACGAACUAUAACUGGCGCCGAGGAGUGCGUCCGCCACAGCACGGGACCAACGUCAUGGCCGGCACCAGCCAGCGUGUACCGAGUGCCCGUGGUCACCUGUUCCUGCUAACCUGAUGAGGUUCCUUUAUGCAUGCGCUAGAAGGAUAUGUAUGAACGGCAUUGCGUGUACUACAUCAUGAAAUGAAAUAUUUCAACACUUAGUGCGGGCCACCAAGUGUCUUAGAUGUUUAAAUAUCUCAUCUCCCAUACCUGCCACUUCAUUAGCUAUCGUCAAGGUACUAAAAAUAUAAAAGGAAAAUGUCUGGAUAGUCUCGGUAAUGUCUGGUAAUUUUUUUGUGUGUGUGUCUUUAUAGUGUAUUAUGUCCACAACGGGUGUUCCGCAGCUCAGGUAAGCAUACAAGUGAGCAGGACGGAGAGUCAUUUGUGUGCGUCUCCGUGACGACGGGUCCGGAGCAUCGCACGCGUCAGCUCCCUCCUGCCCAGACUUAGAUCGUGCUGUUCUCAGGAUCGUCCGAGCUGAAAUCAGUGGCCUCUUUACUGAACCCACAGACCUCGAGUGUGUUCUCAGGGAAAUUAACUCUCUUUUAUUCUGCCUGAGUUACCGCCGGUCGUGACCGUGAAACAAGCAGCGAUUACCGGUUAUGGCAGUUCACCUCAAAGACGGAAAACCCGAAGUAGUGCACGCAGACGCUGCCUCAGUUGCUGAGUCACACAACCGGGCGAAGGAUGCAGCGAGAGGCCUUCCUCAAAAUGAUCCAAAUCAUGAAUGAAGUCCUGCGUACCAAUAGCGACCCAAGACGAGCCAUAUGACUCACGACACUCAUGCACAGACACACAGACACGUUCUCAUCGUUGGUGUUUCCUAUAGACAGUGUAGUGCUAAUAUAGUUGCUGUUUUACCUCGCAGCGGAGCCUUGACUCCGGGAGCAGGGCUUCUUUGUGGACCAGAGGCCAGUAGUACAUUAACUGAAGCACUUGUAAGAUAGAUAGAUGUGUAGAUAGAUAGGCAGAUAAGUAGAUAAGUAGAUAGAAAUAUAGAGAGGGAAGUAAAGUGCUUUAAAAUGGAUAAGAAAUACAUAUAAAUAUUUAUACAAGACAAAAUAAAUGAGUGCAUGAAUGACUAUUUUCAUUUACUCUUACUGCUUAGAUUUGUAAAUAAUACUAACUGUGUGUUUGGAUUUUGUGCAUUAUAAUAA